GCCGUUGGGCGGGGCCCGGGAGAUGCAGGGCCUCGGGGCGGAGGCGCCGGUUCCGCCUGGAAGCCAUCGUCAUGGUGUCCCCCGUGGUGUACCUGGUGGCGGCGGCUCUGCUCGUCGGCCUUAUCUUUUUCCUUACUCGCAGCCGGGGCCGGACGACAGCAGCUGGCCAGGAACCAUUGCACAAUGAGGAGCAGCCGGUAGUAACAGGCUCAGUGGCCCAGCCUCGGCCCCUGGAACCUGAGGAGCAGAGAGUCGGGGGCAGGCCCCGGCGCCGGAGAGACCUGGGCAGUCGCCUGCAGGCCCAGCGUCGAGCCCAGCGUGUCGCCUGGGCAGAAGUGGAUGAGAAUGAGGAGGAGGCCAUCAUUCCAGCCCGGGAGGAAGAAGGUAUCGAGAAGCCGGUGGAAAGUCACCUGUCAGGGAAAAUUGGAGCCAAGAAACUACGGAAGCUAGAGGAGAAGCAGGCGCGAAAAGCCCAGCGUGAGGCAGAGGAGGCUGAGCGUGAGGAGCGGAAACGCCUCGAGUCCCAGCGGGAGGCAGAGUGGAAGAAAGAGGAGGAGCGGCUUCGCCUGGAGGAGGAACAAAAGGAGGAGGAAGAGAGGAAAGCCCGGGAGGAGCAGGCCCAGCGGGAGCAUGAGGAGUACCUGAAACUGAAGGAAGCCUUCGUGGUGGAGGAGGAAGGUGUGGGCGAGACCAUGACUGAGGAACAGUCCCACAGCUUCCUGACUGAGUUCAUCAACUACAUUAAGCAGUCCAAGGUUGUGCUCUUGGAAGACCUGGCUUCCCAGGUGGGCCUGAGGACUCAGGAUACCAUAAACCGCAUCCAGGACCUGCUGGCUGAGGGAACUCUGACAGGUGUGAUUGACGACCGGGGCAAGUUCAUCUACAUAACCCCCGAGGAACUGGCUGCCGUGGCUAACUUCAUCCGACAGCGGGGCCGGGUGUCCAUCACUGAGCUUGCCCAGGCCAGCAACUCCCUCAUCGCCUGGGGCCGGGAGCCCCCUGUCCAGUCCCCAGCCUGACCUAGCCCUUGCCUUUUGGACUGGGAGCUAGCACAGCCUACCUGGCUGUACAACUUGAACCCUCCCCUCCACCCUCGGGGAGAGAUGGAAUGUGGCCAGGCAGUUAUAGAUUAAAGGCCUGUGAGCACUGCUGAGCUUGGUGUGGCUUGGUGUGACAGAAGGCCUGGCCUGGGAUCCCAGGUGAGCAAGCGAAGUCUAGUCCUGAGAACAAAUCUUGGGGGUGAAUGGGAGGAGCCUGUGGAGGCAGAUGAAAGUUCCAUUCUUACCAUGCAUUCAUUUGUUGAAAAAGAAUAUUGAGCGUU
This is a messenger RNA of Odobenus rosmarus divergens (Pacific walrus), 1321 nucleotides long. It is a transcript of the gene DDRGK1, whose product is annotated as DDRGK domain containing 1. The transcript is spliced from 9 exons. Bases 72 to 1019 code for a protein of 315 amino acids. The record is from RefSeq and is a predicted model, not a curated record. NCBI's taxonomy places the organism in Eukaryota, Metazoa, Chordata, Mammalia, Carnivora, Odobenidae.